Molecule: messenger RNA, 696 nt
Organism: Phaedon cochleariae (mustard beetle)
Lineage: Eukaryota; Metazoa; Arthropoda; Insecta; Coleoptera; Chrysomelidae
Source: the annotation of a GenBank genome assembly
AUGGACUACGACACGAGGUUGAUCAAGGAGAUCGAGAAGCACGCCGAGCUGUACGACCAGGCGCACCGGGACUUCAAGAACAAGGAUGCGAAAAAGAAGGUCUGGGCUGCCAUAACCUACAAUUUGCGGAGGCAGGUCGACGCACAUGCCGUAAAAACAGUAAAAAUGCGAUGGAAAAGCCUACGAGACUCCUAUGUGAAAGAAACCCGACACAAAAUGGCCAUCAGUAGCGGACAAGACUUGAGGCCGAGGAAAAACUGGCGUUACAGCUCCGCCAUGUCAUUUCUUGCUCCCCAUCUAGCCAUCAGCUUUCCAGUAUCUCCGGUCAAAGACAUUUCCGACGAAUCUGAAGACGUCCACGAUGACGGAACCUUGCCACAGUAUUUCCUCAACAUACACCCUUCGCACGAAAACCAUGACGACGGCCAUUUUCUCGGUGCACUUUUGGAUCUCUCCAAGAACCAGAUCAAGACUGACCUAGAUCACUCCAAAGGCCAUCUGGAUCUCUCGAGGAACCACCAGGAUGUGUCGAAACACCAGAAUAUCGUCGAGCCUACGGAAAACGAAAUCGAUUCGUUCUUCAGAGGAUUGUCGGAUACAGUGAAAAAACUGAACCCUGUGAAUCAGAUCAGGAUACAGAGGGAUAUUGUGAAUAUGGUGUUGGACGUGAAAUUGAGGGAGCUUCAAGAGAAAUGA